Molecule: messenger RNA, 1025 nt
Organism: Folsomia candida
Lineage: Eukaryota; Metazoa; Arthropoda; Collembola; Entomobryomorpha; Isotomidae
Exons: 5
Coding region: 72-956 (294 amino acids)
Source: RefSeq, a predicted model, not a curated record
UUCUACAAAUUGUCAUCAUACAUAGAAUAUAUAUAUGCACUACAUAUAUACACUACAUAUGACUCGAUCAUAUGUUAUCAAUUGAACAUUUAUUUAUAUUGCACUUUAUCUAUCCCUCUUUCCGACUCGCUCAAACGGCUCCCCGACAUGAGUACCAGAUAAAUAGGUGGUUCUGGGAUCGAAAUCGUCGAAAUGCUUCACAACUCCUUUUCGUUCCUCCUCCAUCACAAGCGUCACGGAAUGAGCGUCCAAGAUUCUUUUGGCUGAAGGAAAAAGGCAAGAAGUUGACGAUGAAGUGGCGAAGUUUGAAGGACGGUGAAAGUACAUCUGGACAUUGGAAACUCUAUCUCAGUUUGUGGGAGACUCCCACCGGAAUUUUGAUGGGAACGUCAGUCUGUUUUACCCAAAAGGAAGAUGUGAAUGAAGCCGCCCAAACAAUUUAUGACGCGAUUAUGACAGACGAUGACGAUGGUUGUAGUUUCCGAUUGUUUGUUAAGAAACACAAUCUCAGCCCCCGUACUAAUGGAUCAAUACCACUCGGAAUUUUCGCAAAAUCGGAACUUGCUGCCAAGAAGAUCAAGUGGUACUUGAAACUUCUAAUUAAAGCGUUGGGAACUAUACACCCAGAAGAAUGUGUCCGGCUCCUCCACGACAAGGGAGAAUAUCUCAAUGAUGUCGUCCGACAAUGUAUGGACCUCUUGGAUCCUAAAACCAGACGGUGGUUGGAAUUCUCUGCCGAAGCAAUGGACCUCCACAUUGUGGACAUUGACGCCACAUUCCCUGGAGUUGACGAAGAUGUCAAGUUUCGAUUUGAAUUCAAGGACAGGUAUGGGUUUGAACCAGAAGACGGAAGUGCCAAAAGCAUUGCAUUUUUAGAUAUUAUUUCGCAUUCUUUGGACAUCUCGGAUGAUGAUGUCGUGGAAGAAGAUGAUGAUGGGUCUGCAGAAAACGAGUAGGAGUACUUGGACUGAGUAUUAUUAUAUUCAAGUAUUUUUAAGUUUGAUCAUUUCAGUUAGUGAUUUGUA